Molecule: messenger RNA, 2952 nt
Organism: Akanthomyces muscarius
Lineage: Eukaryota; Fungi; Ascomycota; Sordariomycetes; Hypocreales; Cordycipitaceae
Exons: 2
Coding region: 1-2952 (983 amino acids)
Molecular function (GO): microtubule binding
Source: RefSeq, a predicted model, not a curated record
AUGGAGACGGACGUUGCUCAGCGCUACCGCUCUCGCAUCCUGCGCGAGAUGCACGCAAACCGCGAGAACCCUUUCAACUCGCCCCCUUCCUCCACCGGCUCCCACGGCACCGUCAGCCCGACCAUGACCUCUGUCUUCUCCGACCCCGACGGCGAGUCGACUCGCAGAUUGAACGACGACAUUGCCCGCGUCACCGGCGGCAAGAAAUUUCCCGUCAACUGGGAAGCCGCCCAUCGCAAGUGGCCCGAGUACUUCUCCAAGCCCAAAUCUGCCUUUAUCGACAACGACACGCAACCUCUCAAGGAAAACCACAACCCUGCCCCCUUCAAGUUUCUUCAAGAAGACUCCACGCGAGACAUUUGGGAAGGCUCCAAGCGCAAGCGCGCCGAGAUGCAGCCUCGCGCCGACGACGAAACCGAUCUCUCCAUCCUUCUGACCAAAUCGCCUGCCGCCGCUCUCUCCCUCAACAAUCGUCACCUCAGCCCCAUUUCGCGCGCCCAUGCUCGCGCCCCUUCAGAGCCUGCGCCGCUCUUGCAAAGGCGGCCCUCCAUCUCCGAAGCUCUGGAUCGUCUGCGCAGAGCUUCCGGCAGUCCCAAACACGCCGACCAAAGGCACAUGUCAGGAGCUAAUGGCUCGUCUCCCAAUGGUUCCUCUGCCAAAUCCAGCUUUACUGCAGUGCCUCCUUCUCCCAACUCAGUGGCCAGUCCCAACCACGGCGCCAACGCGCGUUCCUUCUUCAUGCCCGAUGUCUCUCAUCUCGGUGACUUUGUCACCGGCACCCUUCGCUUCAGUGGCUCCAUGAAGAAUGGCGUCCCCAUUUUCGUCAAGCAGGGCAAAGUCCACGACAAGCAGGCUAGCCCCGCUGUUGCAGCACACGUUGCCGUUGACUCGCUCAAGGUCCCCAAGGAGGAAGAAAGAAUCUUUGUCUCCAUGGAUAUGAUCCGCGACGAGAUUGUCUCUCUUCAAGAGCACCAUGAAAAAGUGCAAGAAUAUGCCGCGAACUUGCAACAGCAAGUGGACAGGCUUGAGGCUCAGUUGAAGGAAAAGGGCCAGAACCCAGACAAAGGCUACCAUGGGAGCCACGGUAAUGAUUCGAAUACUCGACUGCGAUCCGAGAUUGCCAGCUUGCAGACCCGGCUAGACCAGGCUACACGCAAACUCAGCACCAGCGAGAUUGCCAACGACUCCAUGACACACGAAAGGGAUCGUGUGCUCACCAGGUUGCAGGAGGCGUGCGAUGAUAUCAACAAGCUAACCCGUAAGCUUACCGUCAAGGAAAAGGCUCUAGAGACCUCGCAGAAGCAACUGGACUCAUCCGAGCAAGUUCGCCAAGACAACGAUACUCUGCGCCGAGAUAUUGUCGCUGUCACUCACAGUCGCGACGCGCUUGAGCUGGAGAAUUCGUCCCUGCGCGACGACAACGACAAGCUCGAAAGUGAGCUGCAAUCGCUCCAGUUGGAGAUGGAUGGCAUGCGCUCUGAAAAUGACCGCCUGCGCCAGCAACAGCAGUCUUUGCUUGCCGAAAACAAGUCACUCCGUACCAGCAAGACCCACUAUGACAACAACGAUGUUCUCAAUGAGGACCUUGACGAGGUGCAGCAUGAGCUAGAUGCUGCUCGCGAGGAGCUUGAUGCUCUUCGCAAGCAAAAUGAGGAUCUCGUUUCCCUCCGAGAGGACAACCAGAGUCUUGUACGACACAACGAGAAGUACUUUAAUGACAACAAGAUUCUCAGACGCGAGAACUCUGGCUUUGAGCGCAGCAUUCACGAAUUGCACGAAGAGAAUCUCAAACUCAAGGAGGAAGUCGGCUUCCUCAAAGAGCAAAUUGAUCACUACCGCCCGGCCCCCAAGGCAAACUUUGACACCGAGAACACUACUGCUGGUAUGUUCAUGCCUGAGAUGACAGUCGAUACCAACAUCUCUGGCCCGGAAGGGCCCACUGAGACCAAGGAGCUGCCUGAUCUCUUGGACAUGACUGGCCAAAGCCAGAACGUUACGGGUGCCGACUACACAGAAUCUGUGAUGAACACAAACCAGAACGUCAACGCACCUCAGAAGAAGAGCCAAGCCGCCAACGAGCAGGCCCAAAAGGCGAUCUUUCCUAACCCCUCCAAGCCUGGAGUGCUGAAAACUGCUGCAAACCAAGGCAGCAAGCGUCGAUCUACCUCACGCCAAGCACCGAAAGCUCGUUUUGAAAACUAUAGCGAUUUCGACGAGACUACGGGGCCGCUGUCUCUGGACACGGGAGUAACCCAGGACCAGGUGGUGGAGCUGAGCGUUCCUGUGCAGGGAAAUUUCAAGCCCAUCGGCAACCGCGAGCAGACCCCUCACCCUCGCAAGACGAAGAAUGUCACCAUUGAGGCUGACCUCACGACCGGCACGACUAAGAGCAUCCACCAAAGCACCGGCCAUGCGCUGUCUAGCGACGCGAGACGUGUGCUCGACGGCCUCUGCGAGCACAGCUGCAGCAACUGCAUCGUCUGCACCCGCAUCACCUCGCACCGCAGCACAUCUACCGAGCUCGCUGCGGGCAAGAAGCGCAUUACUGUGCCUCGACCCGUUCCCGUGACUGACCGCGACCUCUCGGUCGAGGACCCGACGAUGCGUCCAUCGCAGUCCCCAGGCCACGCUCUGGCCCUCGUCAUCAAGGGCCUAGAGGACGAGUCGCGCCAUCUGCAGUUUGAGCUCUCGCAGCUGCAAAGCCAGUACAGCAGCCGCGACAAGGCGACUGGCAAACGGGAUCGCGUAGCGCUCGCCGAGAAUAUCCGCAGCCUCCUCAAGAGCCUCGAAGUCAAGAACGACCAGAUUUACAGCCUGUACGACGUUCUCGAGGGCCAGAAAGCUGCUGGGCAGGCCAUGUCGGAGGAGCAGCUCGAGAUGACUGUCCUCAACAUUACUGGCAUGUCUGUCCGCGACGUCACCGAUCAGCUGACCUGGGAUGGCCUUCAUUGA